Molecule: messenger RNA, 1773 nt
Organism: Closterium sp. Naga37s-1
Lineage: Eukaryota; Viridiplantae; Streptophyta; Zygnematophyceae; Desmidiales; Closteriaceae
Source: the annotation of a GenBank genome assembly
AUGAUUCCCUCCUUUGCCCGCUUUCCCCCUCUCUUCCUCUCUCCUUCAUUCCACUCCCGUUCCCCCUCACCUGUGCUUACACCUUCCCCCCUGCCUCUAUUCACAUCUCCUCCCCUGGCAGUGGCGGUGGUGUUCGAUCUGGUGAACUCCUAUCUGGGCGCCAGUGCGCCAGUGGGCGCCAGUACUCAGAACUCCCCCCCUUCUUCCCCUCUUCUUCCCCCCCUCCCCUUCCCCCUUCCUCGUGCGCAUACCGUCCGCGGGAGAGGGGAGAGGCGGUGGCGGUGGUGUUCACCUCGUGGACUCGCGCGCGAGAGGGGAGAGGCGGUGGCGGUAGUGUUCAACCUCGUGGACUCGUUCCUGGGCGCCAAGGCGCGUGAGAGGGGAGAGGCAGUGGCGGUGGUGUUUAACCUCGUGGACUCCUUCCUGGGCGCCAAGGCGACUUUAGCGCGGGAGCGGGGAGAAGCAGUGGCGGUGGUGUUCAACCUGGUGGACUCCUUCCUGGGCGCCAAGGCGCGCCACUUCGCCUUCAUGCUGCGCGGGCUGAGAGAGGUGCAGCCCUCUCUUGCCGCACUUGGGAUCCCCUUCUUCCUCUUCCAGGGCAAGGCAGAGGAGACAGUCCCGGAUUUCGUCAUGCGAUGUGGCGCGUCGCUGUUGGUCACCGAUUUCUCCCCUCUGCGCAUUGGGCGGCACUGGCGCGAGGCCGUGUGUGCCAGGCUGGCAGAUCUGGAGCUCAGCCAAUCAGGGAGCGGCAGCAGCGGCAAUGGCAACAGCAGGCAAGGGGCCACAUUAGCAGACAGGGCAGCAGCAGGAGAUACAGGAGAAGCGGCAGGAGGAGAUACAGGAGAAGCUGCAGGAGGAGAUACAGGAGAAGCGGCAGGAGGAGAUACAGGAGAAGCUGCAGGAGGGAGGGAAGGGGCAGCAGGAAGGGAAGGGGCGGCAGGAAGAGACGAGCUGUGGGAUGCGCAGGUGGGGCUGACAGGCGUGCAUGAGGUGGACGCUCACAACGUGGUGCCCAUCUGGGCCGCAUCAGACAAGUUACGCCGCCCGCACCAUCCGCACCAAAAUACACCGGAAAUUGCCAGAGUACUUGGUGGAGUACCCCCAGUUGGAGCCGGGGUGCACGGUGGAGUGGACGGGGGAGAAGCCGUCGCCUGUGGACUGGGACUCGUUAAUAGCUGCUGUGAUCAUGCUGGUCCCGAGGUGCCAGAGACGGACUGGAUAGUUCCAGGGGAGGCAGAAGCUGCAGCGGGGCUGAAGACGUUUCUGGACAAGAGGCUGAGAGGAGGGGAUACGACAGUGGGCGCAAUGACCCCUCAAAAGGCCCUGCGGCUGGUCCACUCAUCUCUCUUCUCUCCCCUAUUUAUCUGUCUUCCUAACAGGGCUGGUCCGGAGGUACCAGAGGUGGACUGGAUAGUUCCAGGGGAGGCAGCAGCUGCAGCGGGGCUGAAGACGUUUCUGGAGAAGAGGCUGAAGGGGUACGACAGUGGGCGCAACGACCCCUCCAAGGGCCCCACCACGCUCUCAGGGCUCUCCCCCUGGCUGCACUACGGCCACAUUGCCCCCCAGCGGUGUGCGCUGGAGGCAAGGAAGACAAGGAAGCAGCACAGCAAGGCGGUUGAUGCGUUUCUAGAGGAGCUGGUGGUGCGCAGGGAGCUGGCAGACAACUACUGCUUCCAGCAGCCGCUGUACGACUCGCUGGGGGGCGCGUGGGGGUGGGCGCAGCAAUCCCUGGACGCACACCGCGGAGACAAGAGAGAGUUCGUUUACACGUGA